AUGCCGUCGAUCUCCCAGCCAUUUAGGCUUACCGCACUUCCCAAAAUCGCGUCGCUGAAUAAUUAUGCUACCCAAGGAAACUACUUGCAAGUGGCAGACACUCUAACUCCUACAACAAACAACAUCAACGUUGGUGUGUCCGGCUCGGCAGUCUCCCAAUAUAUCAUAAAUCCCACGCCCAAAUUGGUUUACAACCAGCCUAUCUCAUCCACUAAUGUCGUGAGCGCAUGCGCUGUUGCAGAAAUCACGACGACCAGUGAAAAAGAUUCGCAAGAGGUGAUUUGUUAUGGCAUUCAGAGCAACAGAGUCUAUUCUUUGUGUGCAACGAUCAAGCCUGUUUCUUCCACAGCGUCCGAUUCCAGCUUCGGCGAAACAUACGCGGCUCACAAGGUGUCUGUUAGUGACCAGAUUGUUAAUCUGAAGGUGUUUCCUGACACGAAAUCUAUUGUGGCGGUUCUUCGAAGCGGGCUUAUCCAGUUUUUCGACUUCGAAUUGAAAUUGCAACACUCUCUUGAUUCUUCUUACAAAAAUGUCAGCUAUGUGCAGCACUUCACUAGCGAAUCAGGCCAAAGGUAUACGUUCCUAUUAAGCGAUAUCGACGGCCAUAAAGUUUCAUUCAAACUUUUCGAAAUUGGCCAAUCUGAUUCCGCCACCCCUGCCACAGAACUGAGCUCUGUGAUUCUGGAAAACAUGUGCCUGAAGGACUCGCAGAUUUUCUACCAAUUCGGGCAGGUUUAUAGGCUGCACGGCAAUGCAGUGAGCAUUUAUAACUUGCCACACUUUCAGCAUUCUCGCACAAUCGAACUGCCAUUCCUCGCACCUGAGAGCAUAAUAUCAUUCAAGCCAAUUUCCACAAACAGGGCUCUUUUGACCUCUGACAACAAAAUAUUUCUACUCGAUCUACUGCAUAAUGCUAUUUUGAGUCAAAGAGAGAUGGGGCAUGUUAAAAUCUUUCAAUUGCUGGAAACUGCUGUCAUUCCUGGAAAUUCGACAUUGAAUAAUAAAACUAUCGCCCUUGGGGUCUCUAUUAAACAUGGGUCGAAUCCCUCUAGCUCACUGGACAUCAUCAAUAUUGAUGUAGGCACUGGUACUCUAAGAGACUCUAUGGGCAAAGGCUUCAUGAGCCGAGAAAAUAAAUCUCAGCAUCUUCAGCCGCUGAUCAGCACUCUGAAUGACACUGAGGCUGCUGAAUUCAAUUACGAUCGUAUUUUAAAGGAACUUUCGAAAGCUGCCGAUAACAUUGAGAAUUUUGACUCCGUAUUCUUCAAAAGACUAGGCAUUAAAAACAACUAUUAUACGGAUUCUGACAGAUUUGUGAAUGACAGAGAGUUUUUAGAGGAUGUGUCGACCCUCAUUUUCAAAAGCUUCAAGUCAGAAUAUCCAAAAGCGCUAACUUACCUCCUGACUAAUCCCUUGUUCCCGGUGUCGCACACACACAACUUGCUUCAAAAGCUGAAAGAUCAUCCAAGACUAUUUAAGCAAGCCAUUGUCACUUGUCCUAAUUUGCUCUUGGAUGAACUAGUGCAAGAACUCUUCACAGUGAUAAACGAUGAAUUGUGCCUGGACCUGUCUUUGCGCAUUCUUCAGGACUUCAACAAAGACUCUAUCAAGGAGGCUAUCAAACAAAAGAGCAAGAUCGAUGUCAACAAUUUUAUAAACUUUGUUAUCAGUGAAAAUUUCGAAGAAGAUAGAAUCAAAAACAAGCCACGCCUUUUCCAACUGCUCAGCUUGGUGCUAGACUCUGUGGGACUUUUCGCCUUGGAAAAUGAAAUGUUGGAGAAACUGACCAAAUACAUUGACCAACAGCUUUCUGUUGUUAAAGAGAAUGUGGAGCUAUACAAUUUGGUCGAAGAAAAGAACUUCAAGAAUGGCUUCGGCCAACCACUGGGCGAUACUUCUACGUCAGGAGAACCGGUGAUCACAGCAUAUAGUAUAGAGCAACUGGAGCUAUAG
This is a messenger RNA of Lachancea thermotolerans CBS 6340, 1953 nucleotides long. RefSeq names its product Utp8p (gene UTP8). NCBI's taxonomy places the organism in Eukaryota, Fungi, Ascomycota, Saccharomycetes, Saccharomycetales, Saccharomycetaceae. Bases 1 to 1953 code for a protein of 650 amino acids. The transcript has a single exon. The record is from RefSeq and is a predicted model, not a curated record.